Nannospalax galili (Upper Galilee mountains blind mole rat) is the source of this 2127-nucleotide messenger RNA. RefSeq names its product zinc finger containing ubiquitin peptidase 1 (gene Zup1). The record is from RefSeq and is a predicted model, not a curated record. Lineage: Eukaryota; Metazoa; Chordata; Mammalia; Rodentia; Spalacidae. The coding region runs from base 194 to 1924 and encodes 576 amino acids. The transcript is spliced from 10 exons.
AGCUGGCUGUCGGGUGGGAGCAGGUCCGGCGCAGCCGAGUCCCCAGCCUGCGGGGACUUGGGGCUACUCUGCUGCUCUCUCUCGGUCCGUAGGCGCCGAACUUCGUCGGAUUCGGACCCCACCGCACUCACCACCACGUUCCCAGGCCGGCCCUUCAUCGGCCUUCGUGUAUCUCACCUGUACCUGUCCCACCAUGCUUUCCUGUGAUAUAUGUGGUGAAACAGUAACCUCAGAACCAGAUAUGAAGGCUCACCUGAUUGUUCACACGGAAAAUGAAGUUAUAUGUCCAUUUUGCAAGUUGUCAGGCAUAAAUUAUGAUGAAAUGUGUUUUCAUAUUGAAACAGCUCACUUUGAGCAGAACGCACCAGAAAGGAACUUUGAGAGGGUAGAUACUGUACAGUAUGGAAAUUCAGAGAGCAGGAGCAACACCCCACAGAGCCCGGUUGAAGUCAGUUCAAGUAUCCAUUCGGCCUGUGCAUCUAAUCCAAAAAAGUCAACUCAAAGCCUGCCUGAAGAUGCUAAUUUAAAACAUGAAGCUUUUUACUCAGAGAACUUAACUGAACCUAGAAAAUUCCUGAGAAGUAGGGAAAAGCAGUCUGGAUUGUCCGAGGUCAAAGGAUCAAUUUAUGCAACAACGUACAGUCCUCCUGAAUGUCCAUUCUGUGGGAAAAUAGAGGACUGUAGUCAAGAUAUGGAAGCUCAUGUGAGAACCAAGCAUGCCAGUCUCUUAGAUACUCCAUUAGGAGACCGUCACCAGCCACUCUAUGACUGUCCUAUGUGCGGGCUCAUCUGUACAAAUUACCAUAUUCUCCAGGAACAUGUUGACUUGCAUUUAGAAGAAAGCAGCUUUCAACAAGGCAUGGAUGGAGUCCAGUGUUCUGGCGAUCGAGAACUAGCUCACCAGCUUCAACAAGAAGAAGACAGAAAGAGGAAAUCGGAAGAAUCAAGGCAAGAAAUGGAAGAAUUUCAGAAGUUGCAGCGACGCUACGGCUUAGAUAAUUCUGGAGGAUACAAACAACAGCAACUAUGGCACAUGGAGCUAGAAGUUAGCAGGGGAAGAAUGCAUCCGUCUGAAUUCCACAGCAGGAAAGCUGACAUGAUGGAGUCGCUAGCUAUUGGAAUUGAUGAUGGAAAAACAAGAACUUCCGGAAUUAUCGAAGCUCUCAAUAGAUUCUAUCAGCACACUGCCACAGAUGUGAGGUGUGUGUGGCUUUCUGCAGUGGUGGAUCACUUUCAUUCAUCUUUUGGGGACAAAGGUUGGGGCUGUGGUUAUAGAAAUUUCCAGAUGCUACUUUCAUCAUUAUUACAAAGUGAUACAUAUGAUGAGUGCUUGAAAGGUAUGUCAAUUCCUUGCAUUCCAAAAAUUCAGUCUAUGAUUGAAGAUGCAUGGAAGGAAGGUUUUGAUCCUCAGGGGGCUUCUCAACUUAAUAACAAGUUACAGGGAACAAAGGCCUGGAUUGGAGCAUGUGAAAUAUAUACACUUCUGACCUCACUGAGGGUAAAGUGCCGUAUUAUUGAUUUUCACAAGUCAACUGGUCCUUCGGGUACACACCCUCGCUUAUUUGAAUGGAUAUUGAAUUAUUAUUCUUCAGAGAGGGAGGGGAAUUCGAAGGUUGUAUCUACCUCGAAACCUCCUGUCUAUCUCCAGCAUCAGGGUCACAGUCGAACAAUUGUUGGAAUUGAAGAGAGAAAAAACAGAACAUUAUGUUUACUAAUAUUUGAUCCUGGAUGUCCUUCUCGAGAAAUGCAGAAACUUUUAAAACAAGACAUAGAAACUAGUAGUCUCAAACAACUCCGGAAGUCUGUGGGGAAUUUAAAACAUAAGCAGUACCAAAUCGUGGCAGUAGAGGGAGCUCUUUCACCAGAGGAGAAAGUCGCCAGGAAACAAGCUUCUCAAGUGUUUACAGCAGAGAAGAUUCCUUGAAGAAUCAAAUAUUUCAAUGAUUUUGGAACUAUUCUUUGUUUUCCAAAUUCAGAUACUGAACUCCUUAAUGUAUUUAAAGAAGCUGAUUUCACUUUAAGUUCUCAGUAUAUUAUUUAAUUUUUAAAAUGCGUGUUAUACAUUUUUAGCAUUUCAUCAUUUGGUAAUUAGUUUAAUAAAAUACCCUGUUUGCGUUGUUGCUUUUA